CCCAAGCAGCAUGUGUCGAAAAUUUUCUCGACCGGCGCUCAGUCCUCGACAUGGCGAACGCAGCGGCGGGUCGGGUGCGUAGCCUGUUCGAAGGGCUACUGCUCGUGAGAAAAUGUGCAAUUGCGAGAACAAACACCACCCCUUCCGUGAGAUGGUCACAGUACCGGACAAUUCACGAAAGCAAGGAGCAUCUCCCAAAGCUGCCGCCUGGCGGGACUCGCCGGUGUGACACGGCCCGGCGCGCGCUCUCCACCUCAUCGCCGGCGCGAUCCGUCCAGCAGCCCGGCGCAGAGACGCGCGACGAGCCCGACACCGGCAAAACCACCGACGACGACAUCAAACAAAUGUUCACCGACAUAGUACAAGAGCUCUCCACAACAGACAACCAGCUGCUCAAGGACAUAGCCAGCUAUUACUUUGACGGCCAGGGCAAGGCGGUGCGGCCGGUCAUCACGUGCCUGACAGCGCGGGCCAUCAACUCACACACCCAUCCUCACAGAAGGUUCCUGCUGCCCUCUCAGCGGCGGGUGGCCAUGAUCACAGAAAUGAUCCACACGGCGUCACUGGUGCACGACGACGUCAUCGACGCAUCCGACACGCGCCGCGGCAAGGCCAGCGUCAACAAACACUGGGGACAGAAGAGGGCGAUCAUGGCCGGCGACUACAUCCUGUCCGUGGCCUCCACCAUGCUGGCCAGGAUUAGGAACGAUGACGUCACACUAGUUCUAUCUCAGGUUUUAGCAGAUUUAGUGCAGGGAGAGUUUAUGCAGCUGGGCUCCAAGGAGAAUGAAAACGAGAGGUUCGCCCACUACCUGCGCAAAACGUUCAAGAAAACUGCCAGUCUGAUCGCGUAUAGUUGCAAAGCGGUGGCGAUCCUAGGUGGUGCUGACGACGAGAUCCAGGAGGUGGCCUUCCAGUACGGCAGGAACGUCGGCAUGGCGUUCCAGCUGAUGGACGACCUGUUGGACUUUGUGUCCUCGUCCAACCUGAUGGGCAAGCCGGCGGCGGCUGAUCUGCGACUGGGCCUGGCCACGGCGCCCGUUCUGUUCGCAUGUGAAAAGUUCCCGGACCUGAACCCGAUGAUCAUGCGCCGUUUCACCGAGCCCGGUGACGUGGAGAAGGCCUACCGCUGGGUCAUGGACUCGGAGGGGCCGCGGCAGACGCGCAUGCUGGCCGAGACGCACUGCGCCGAGGCCAUCCGGCACAUCGGACAGCUGAAGCCGUCGCCCGAGCAGCGCAGUCUGAUCCGGCUCACCGACACUGUGCUCAAUAGGAUGAAGUAGGCGGACGCCGGCCGGCGGCCCGUCCGUCCGACCGACCAGUCGAUAGGUGCGCAGCGGCGCGCCAGGACGCGCAGCGUUACCACGGUGACCGGAGCGGCGCGCCAGCCGCCGGCCCGCUGGGGCCGAGCCGGGUGCGUCAGCGAGCGAGCCGCGCGCCUCAGAAUGGCCGCGCAGCUGCACCGCGGAGCAGCCCUCUGUCCGGCUAGCUUUAAAGGCCGGCGGCGGGCAGGGCUCGGGCGCGCGCAGUAGCCUGCCGCCCUGCGCGGCACCCGGGCCUCCAAAUCAAAACACGGGUGUGACGACGGUGGCGGCGGCGCCCGCAGUCGGCGCCGCCGGUAGAGACUACCCAGAGAGGGACCGCGCGGCCGCCCGCUCGGCCGACCGGCGUCACGAGCAGCAGCGAGUGUAAGAACGUGUGUGUGAGAGUGUGAGAGAAUCCGUGAGAGCCUGAGCGCGUUAGACGACCGUUGUUUGUAUAUUUAAGGUAUUCUGCGCCGAAUUAUGUGGUUGCUAGGCGGAAUGUGUGUGUAUGUCUGUCUGGCUCAAAUAAGCGGAUAGAGGCUCGUUCGAACGCUGCGCACGUGCAUGGAGAAACGGAGUAUAAUCCUCAGAAAAACUGCGGCAGAGAGUGAGAGUGUGUCUGUAUGUGUGUGUGCGCGCGUGCGAGAUAUCUAUUUAGAGAUGAAGAAGGAGCCGUUAUUGUACACUGGCUGGCUAAGAGACUGUGGCCGGUCGCUUCCUGCCGCCUCCGCCAGGAUUAUUUUGUAGCGAUGGUUUUUAUAGCUGUUCCGAACGCUAUUUUACAGUAUCUAUCGUGCAAGCGCAAUGUCUGUCGGGGAGAUGGCGUCGUCCUGUACGGACGGUGUCGGCGACGACCGCCUCGCGUCCGAGCGAGCGGUGCAGCCCGCCCGCACCGCGGCCGUCCAGUCUUCCUGUUGGGCCGGGCCUCAUGUGAUGCGGCCCCCUUUGUUGAGCGUGCCGCGGCGCCGGAGGUGCGGCUCCCCCGCGGGGCUGCGCGCCGGCCGCCGCUGGCCCAGUGCGUGUGUUGACCUUUAUUUAUUGUUAAGAGGUGUUGCUGUACAUAGCCACUCGGUGCGGCCGUGCUCGCGCGCGCGGAUAGUUAUCGGCCGCGCUGCGAUGGCUCCCUCCGCGGCCGUGCGCGCUGGGAGUGAGCCGCUGGCGGCCGUGUGGGCCGCUCGCGGCCGCUCCUUGCUCAAUGGGCGCGCCGCAGUCGCUGACGGAGCCAUUUCAUCCCCUGUAGUGUAGCGGUGGUUUCGGUGGUGGGGUAGGGGUCACUAGCACUGGUUCUAUAUAGCCUAAGUGCCUUGAGUAAUAAUAAAAUUAACGAUUAAAAA
Molecule: messenger RNA, 2638 nt
Organism: Amphibalanus amphitrite
Lineage: Eukaryota; Metazoa; Arthropoda; Thecostraca; Balanomorpha; Balanidae
Gene: qless
Product: all trans-polyprenyl-diphosphate synthase PDSS1-like
Exons: 8
Coding region: 51-1283 (410 amino acids)
Biological process (GO): ubiquinone biosynthetic process; isoprenoid biosynthetic process
Cellular component (GO): mitochondrion; transferase complex
Molecular function (GO): prenyltransferase activity
Source: RefSeq, a predicted model, not a curated record